This is a messenger RNA of Sclerotinia trifoliorum, 2698 nucleotides long. The record is from the annotation of a GenBank genome assembly. NCBI's taxonomy places the organism in Eukaryota, Fungi, Ascomycota, Leotiomycetes, Helotiales, Sclerotiniaceae.
GAAAUAACUGUAUGUCAGAUAGAAAAUCAAUUGAGCGGAUGGACCACUCCGUCUGCUCUUAAUAACAACUUGUUUGCACGCAGAAUCGAUACUUCCCCGCCGUUAUAUUGAGACUAUCCGCCCCUUUUCCCAACAUCUUCCAACAUAAGUUCACAACUUAUUCAUUCUUGUGGCUCCCCACACCCUUUAUAAAGAUUAGACUUGUCCUAGUUGAACACAAACCGUAUUGCUGUCAGCACAUCAACGUACGUGUUUGUACUAAAACUUGCUUGUACCCAAUCUAUUCGGGCUCGUCGGGGACCUCGCUAGGUACCACAAUUACUACGGUGGUCAGCAUUUCCUAUCAGAUAUUGUAGGACAAGGAUAGAAUAUCCUGCAAUCAUUCGACGCUCUGUACCAGGGUUGCAGUGUUGACAUCCUCCAAUGCAGCAGACCUCUACUUCUGUGCCUCAUAUGUUUUGGUCGGCGAGCAAUUCAUCCACAUCCACAACAAAUCUGACCACUAGAGCUAUGGAUUCCAUUUCUCCCAUUCAAACGCCUUCGACGAGUAAUGCUUCAUCACUCUCACCUACUUCCGAUCAUGUGCCUGAGAAACAAGGCGAAAGACAGCCGGCGGUCGUUCCGGAACAUCAAAAGGAUCGGAUCACUGUCCCAUCAGCAUGCGUCGCUUGUCGUUCUAAGCACCUCAAAUGCGAUGGCCUAAGCCCAUGUUCGAGAUGCUCUACUAAUGAAUAUGAAUGUAUAUACGUGAGAAGUCGUCGAGGCUUCAAAGGCCCUAGACGUAAUGGAGCUCAAAACAAGACGGUGGUGUCGACGUCUAGUCAAUCAAACAAUCCCAGAGCUUGCCCACUAGUUCGACCAGGGACAUCAUCGACGACUCUCAAUACCACCGGUAUUUCGGGCAACAUUCCCAGUGGAUUAGCUACACCUCCCGACAACAGACUGCAGUCGCUUCCGUUCGGACCGGCAGAUCCCGCGUCUUAUGGUAAUAAUAGAGAUCAGACGAUUUUAGACGUUAAUAAACCUCAAUACAACGGAUUAGACCUUCGCCAAAAAUGUAUUGAAGCAUUCUUCUUUCAUUUUUGGCCCGCACACCCCUUUGUUCUCCCGAGAGAUAAUCUGCUCAGAUUAUUAAAGGAGAAAAAACAAUUGGAGCAUUUAGAAGCUGCUAUGAGAUAUGUGGGUUCAUUCUACAUAGAUCAAGCACCCACCACGGCACUAUGUCUAGAAGCCGAACGAGCAAUUUAUCGGGCAGAUUGUCCCAAGGAUGCAUUCAAAGUUCAAGCAAUGCUUAUUUUUUGUAUUGGGCUUGAUGGUUACACAUACCAGGAGAAGGCCUUACAAGUUCUUACCGAUACUCAAGAAUUGGCAUUACAAUUGGGGAUGAACAAGAGGGAUUUUGCUUCUAUACACGGGAAUGGUUGGCCCAGUAUGGAAGAGAGCUUGCGUCGUACUUGGUGGGAAAUGUUCGUGGUGGAUGGAAUGAUCGCUGGCGUUCACCAAAAGAGUUUCUUUCCCAUGAAAGACAUACCUGCAGAAGUUGGACUACCAUGCGAAGAGUACGAAUACAUUAGCGGAGUAAGUUUUCCCUAAUUGAUAGGCGAGAUUUUCCACCACACCUAUCUUAUAAAAUUACCAUACUAACAAAACCCAGAAUAUUCCGGCCCCUCAUUCACUUGCAGAUUUUGACGAUGAGGAUUUCGAGCACCGUGAUUUCAAUUACUCCUCUUUCACAUAUCGUAUCUCUGCGAUCCGAAAUCUGGGCCGAUUAUUGACUGGACGUCAAAUGAAUCCUCAUCCUGACAGUUCCGCUGUCGAUCGUCUAGAUGCAUAUCUUGUAAACUUCCGUUUACAUCUCCCAGAGAAUAAGAGACAACUCGUCAGUGGUGAUGGCAAGCUCGAUGAAAUGCUUUUCCAAGCAAACAUGAUAACCGAAGCGUAUGUUUUCUUGUCAAAUUUCUUAUCAUUACUCCCAUACUUUCUAUUUCUACAUGAACUAACCCCAUUCUCAAACAGCACAACUAUCGUUCUUCACCGCGAACUCUCCGAACUAGACAGCAGCAUCACCACCCCCAUAACCUCCUGCGCACCGCACCACCCCAUCACUCCAGGCUCAAACUACAACAUCCAUGCCUCUAAAACCGUCACCGCCGCCCAGUCAAUCUCCAAAUUAAUUACCCUCCCCAUCCCCCUCAUCCGCCACACUCAUUUCUUCACCUGCGUCGUAACGCUCGCCUCCGUCGUUCAUUUGUCUUGUUGGUCAGUUCUCUACCCUCUUCUCAACGACGAUGAUCUCAAGCAACAAUUGAAAUUGAACACUGGAGCGUUAAAAUCUCUGUGGCAAGUAUGGCCUAGUGCCGGACGUGCAUUUGGCCAGGUAAAAGGAGUAGCGAGUGAGAUUUGGCAGAGGAAGAAGGAGGUUGUGGAGAGAGGGUGGUGGGGUGAAGUGGGCGAAGAAGUCUUUAUUAGGAAUAUGCAGGAGGAACGGGGGUAUUUGGAGGAAUUACAAUUACUUGAUGCUCCUGUACCGCAGGGAUUUUAAGUUGCGGUGUUUUCUUUGCUUUCAUGUUUUUCGGCUUCGUCUCCUUUUCAAUUCUCUGCGGUUCUUCUUUGGUGUGUUUUUUUGGAGACUUUUUUUUUCAUUUUUGGUUUUAUCUUUGGUUUGCAUGAACUUUGGAAAUAUGGAUGGAAAAUCGCG